UUCAGUAUUGAAAACAGUAUACAUUCUUUCUUGUAUGAGUGGAUCAAGAAACUUUGAUGGCUAGAGGAUCCAAGAAAUAUUCUACUGAAAGAUAUCCUCACCUGAAGCCUGCAGUUGGAGUGAAAGAUUCUGUUCCUAAUAAAACAGGAGAAAUGAAGAAUUUACAAAGAUUGAAAUCAGAUCCUUCAGACUGGGAUUCUACUUGUUUGAGCCUCAAUAAUGAGACUGGUCAAAGAGCCGAGCAUUUGAAAGUUGAUAAAUGUUCUUUGGUAUCACAAUCAGUGACCACAAACCAGUCAGCACCCACAGAACUGAGGCAGACGGCCCUAGUAGGUAAAGACCGGAUGACUAUUGAAGCCGUGUCUCUGUCAGAAAAUGCAGCGCUCCGUGGCGUGUGUGAAUCACAGCUGCCAGAGAACAGAAGCAGGAAAGAAGCAGACAGAGACUUUACAAAAAGAAGCAGGGACCAUGACCAAAGAUAA
Molecule: messenger RNA, 482 nt
Organism: Vicugna pacos (alpaca)
Lineage: Eukaryota; Metazoa; Chordata; Mammalia; Artiodactyla; Camelidae
Source: RefSeq, a predicted model, not a curated record